Thamnophis elegans (Western terrestrial garter snake) is the source of this 7448-nucleotide messenger RNA. It is a transcript of the gene PTPRJ, whose product is annotated as protein tyrosine phosphatase receptor type J. The record is from RefSeq and is a predicted model, not a curated record. Gene Ontology annotation, biological process: angiogenesis; protein dephosphorylation. The coding region runs from base 551 to 4510 and encodes 1319 amino acids. The transcript has 25 exons. NCBI's taxonomy places the organism in Eukaryota, Metazoa, Chordata, Lepidosauria, Squamata, Natricidae. Gene Ontology annotation, molecular function: protein tyrosine phosphatase activity; cadherin binding.
CCCCCCCCAAUGUAGAAAAUAAUCUCUGCGAGGAAGAAGAGGAGAGAAGCUUCACCCUAAACUCCGAUCCGGGGGAGAGAGAGGGAGGGAAGGAACGCGGGCUCGAACAACUUCCUACUCGGCUGCCAGCAGCAAACGCUGAAAAAAAAAACCCAACCCUUUAACUGCCGCCAACGUGGAGCUUAAUUUCUGUCCUCUGGAAACAGCGGCGGCGGCAUGGAGGAAGCGAUGAAUGGUCAGAAAGGGGCGGUGGCUGACUCUUUGCCCUCCCCAGGCGGUUGCCGUGCCGGGGUUUCUGCCUGUUAGUUCGCGUCUCGUCCCUGAGUUCUCCCAGCGGCUGCGGGAGGGGUGAAAGAAAAGGCUUGCGGAGGACUCCUCGGAGAAAGGGGGAGAGAGGAGAGCAGCGCGGCUCCUCCGCUUCCCUCCACCGGGGGCUUUCAUUUUAUUUUUUGGCGGGCGGCUUAGGAGACUUUCUGCCAUGACUACAUAGAGAGGCGUUGAGUGAGCGCGCAUUCCCGAGCUGCCACCGCCGCCGUCGCUUCUGGGCACCAUGAAGGGACUGGCGCAGGUUUUUUUCCUGGUUCUGCUAUACCUCGGCAAGGUAAAAGCCACUGCUGCAUGUAAACCUGAAUGCAGUUCCUUAAAAAAUAUAACAGUAACAAAUACAACAAUAAGUGUCCAGUUAAACAACAACUUUACAAUAACAAAUGUAACUUUUCAAAAUAAAACAGAUGUGGGUCUUUUUAAGAAUGAUUUAAUAUCUGAACUUUAUCCUGGUUUUCUGUAUAUUGUCCAUUUCAAUAAUACUGAGGAAAGUUGCUGCAAACAUAUUUUUACAAAACCCAGUCCAGUUUCUAGCAUCCACGUUAACCAUCUCAAUUCCACAUCAAUAAUUCUGACUUGGAAGAAUGAAGAUGAAAAUGCUUUGACCUAUAUUUACAAAAUACUUAACAAAGGACCUGGUUUUGUUAAUGAUACAUUUUCUGAUACUGGAAAUAUAACAGUCAGUAAUUUGCAACCUGGAACAUUAUAUAGCUUUGAAAUAGCGGCACAAAUAAAUGGGAGCAGUAUAACAGGAGACACACAAGAAAUAAGUCUUUAUACAAAGCCCAGUCCAGUAUAUGAUAUUAAAGCCGAAAACAUCACUACUACAUCUCUGGAUUUAAAAUGGAAAAAUAAUGAUAAUAAUUCAUUAAGUUACACAUAUCGAAUACAUAUUGAUGAAUCUGGUCUUUUUUAUAAUAAAACUUCUGAUACUACCCAUGUAUCAAUUACUCACUUGAAACCUGGAACAUUAUACAGGUUUGAAAUAUAUGCACAACUCGAUAAUAAUACCGAAGGAGAUCCAAGUAGAAUAAAUGUUUAUACAAAACCGAGUGCUGUCUAUGAUAUUAAAGCCGAAAAGAUCACACAAACGUCUCUGAAUUUAACAUGGAAAAAUAAUGAUACAAAUUCAUUAAAUUAUACUUAUCGAAUACGUAUUGAUGGACCGGAUCAUUCUGAUAAUAAAACUUCUAAUACAACCUUUUUAUUAAUUCAUGACUUGAAACCUGGAACUUUAUACAGGCUUGAAAUAUAUGCACAGGUCAAUGGUAGUCAAACCGAAGGAGAUUCAGAAGGAACAAAUGUUUAUACAAGACCCAGUCCAGUGUAUGAUAUUAAAUUUGAAAAUGUCACCACCACAACUCUGGAUAUAAAGUGGAAAAAUAAUGAUACAAAUGCAUUUAAUUAUACUUAUCAAAUAUACAUUAAUGGAACUGAUUAUUUUAACCAUAAAUCUUCUAAUACUUCAUAUGUGAAAGUUGAUGGCUUGGAACCGGGGAUAUUAUACAAAUUUGAAAUAUAUGCAGAAAUUAAUGGCAGUAGGGGAGAUCCAAAGGUUGCAAGUGUUUAUACAAGACCCAGUCCAGUGUAUGAUAUUAAAUUUGAAAAUGUCACCACCACAACUCUGGAUAUAAAGUGGAAAAAUAAUGAUACAAAUGCAUUUAAUUAUACUUAUCAAAUAUACAUUAAUGGAACUGAUUAUUUUAACCAUAAAUCUUCUAAUACUUCAUAUUUGAAAGUUGAUGGCUUGGAACCGGGGAUAUUAUACAAAUUUGAAAUAUAUGCAGAAAUUAAUGGCAGUAGGGGAGAUCCAAAGGUUGCAAGUGUUUAUACAAAGCCCAGUCCAGUUUAUGAUAUUAAAACUGAAAACAUCACUACUACCUCCCUGGAUUUAAGUUGGGAAAAUAAUGAUACAAAGGCAUCAAAUUACACUUACCAAAUACGUAUUGAUGGGCCUUCUUCUUUUAGCUUGUUUUCUAAUAGUAGAUAUGUGUCAAUUUCUCCCUUGGAACCUGGAAGAUUGUAUAAGUUUGAAAUAUUUGCACAAGUCGAUGGCAAUAACACUGAAGGAGACCCAAAUGGAACAAAAGCUUAUACAAAACCUAGCUCAGUCUUCAACAUCACAGUUAAAGAUGUCAGUACAACCACAGUCAACAUAUCAUGGGAAAGUCCUGAUGCAGCUGCUUCUACAUACUCUUAUAGGAUACUCAUCAAUGGAACAAUUGAUGAGACUAAUAAAACAUCCCCAACUACUAACACUGAAAUUUCAGAGCUAAAUCCUGGUACUAAUUAUAAAUUCAGCAUAUAUUCCAUAGCAGCAGAUAACAAGACUGAAGGGAUACCCGAGAACAUAAUUCAUUGUACAAAUCCAGCAUCAGUGGAUAGAUUUGAUUGUAAUCUGGUAGAAAAAAAGCCACAAUUAAGUCUAAACUGGAGCACUCCAAAAGGAAGUUAUAAAGGCUUCAGAAUUUAUGUCCUAAACAAUCCUUGGAACCAGACUUUGGAGGGAAAAUAUGAAACCAUUGUCACAGGCCUGGAUUACUUUACCGUGUAUACCAUUAGAAUUGUCACCCUUUCAUGUAAGAAAACGAGUGUUCCUCAGGAAAAAACAUGCCGCACAAGUAUCACAGAUCCCCCACCUUUGGUCAUGUCCCCUACCGUGAAGGCAACCAAUCACAACUCUUUCAGUGUUCAGUUCAACAGUUUUAGUUCAAGUCAUGGACCUAUAACAGCAUAUGCAGUCGUCAUUACCACGUCAAAAGAUACACCCUCAAAUGAGGAUUUAAAGUACACAUAUGAUGAUUUCAGGAGAAAAAUAACAAAUACUUAUGUUGCAUAUAUCAUAAGUGAAGAAAAGCGUUCAUCUUUUUCUACCAAAAAUCAGGAUUAUGUUGUUGAAAUAGGAGAUGAAUCUGUAUCAUAUGGUUAUCUUAAUGGAAAAUUAGAUCCACUUGGGUCAUACGGGGCAUGUGUUGCUGCUUUUACUAGAAUUACAUUUUUGAAUGAGAGCAUUGUCAAUGCAGAGAAGAGUUAUGUCUCAUUUUCUCAUCUUUCACCGUUUGUUGACUUACCUCAGAAUCCAGCUGUCAUCACAGGAGCUGUUGUCGGAAGCAUUUUGAUUGUGUUAGUUAUUGUUGCAAUUGUUGGAUUCAUCUUCUGGAAAAACAAAAGGAAAGGUAGAAAUAACGAAGUGCCAUUUACUCAAAUUGAACCUAAAAAAUCAAAGUUACUUAAAGUUGAAAAUUACGAAUCUUAUUUUAAGAAACAGAAAGCCGACUCAAACUGUGGGUUUGCUGAAGAAUAUGAGGAUCUCAGGCCAGUUGGAGCUAAUCAGCCUAAAUUUGCUGCAGAAUUGUCAGAAAACAAAGGAAAAAAUAGAUACAACAAUGUUUUGCCUUAUGAUAUUUCUCGUGUUAAACUUUCAGUUCAAAAUCAUCCAACUGAUGAUUACAUUAAUGCAAAUUAUAUGCCGGGAUAUAACUCCAAGAAAGAGUUUAUUGCAGCACAAGGCCCUUUGCCUAACACUGUGCAAGAUUUCUGGCGCAUGAUCUGGGAGAAGAAGAUUUACACAGUUGUUAUGUUGACUAAAUGCAUUGAACAAGGCCGGACAAAAUGUGAAGAGUAUUGGCCAAACAAACAAUCCAAGAACUAUGGGGAUAUAAUGGUGGCCAUGACUUCAGAAAUUUUCUUACCCGAGUGGACAAUAAGAGAUUUCUCCAUAGAGCAAAGUGAUUCACCGGAAAGUCAUCCUGUGCGUCAGUUUCACUUCACUGCCUGGCCUGAUCAUGGGGUUCCAGAAACCACUGACCUCCUCAUCAGCUUCAGGCACUUGGUACACGAAUUCAUGAGGCAGAAGCCAUCAACUUCUCCAACCUUAGUUCACUGCAGCGCUGGUGUUGGGAGGACAGGAACUUUCAUUGCAAUUGACCGUUUGAUACAACAGAUGGAGAUGGAGAACACGGUUGAUGUAUAUGGCAGCGUUUACGAUCUGCGAAUGCACCGAUCUUUAAUGGUACAAACAGAGGACCAAUAUGUCUUCCUAAACCACUGUGUUAUGGAUAUUAUUAAAUCUAAGAAAGAAAAGAAAAUGGAUCUCAUCUAUCAGAACACAGAUGCCAUGGCAAUCUAUGAGAACUUCACACCAUCAUCACCAUAUAUUGGGAGGGCAAAUGGCUACCAUGUAUAACUAGAAAGGAAUGGUCUGCUUCCCAUUUGGGCCUUUUGCAGAGGAGAGAAAGAAAUAUGCACUGCUUUUGUAUGACUUUAUAUACAAAGACUUCAGCACCUGUUCUGAAGAUGCACAUGUUAAAUUGCCAGUGGAAACUGUGGAUUCACUAUAGUGUUAAAAGAAAAAAAAUCUAUACUGUAUUUUGCAGAUAAUUUUUGCAUUGAGGGUUGAUAAAACAAAAUAUUACUGGUGAAAUUAAUGUUGGCUGAAUAAUAAGAAUGAAAAAUAUAGACACUUUUAAAUUAUUUUUUAAACAUGUUCAUGUUCAGACUUCAUAGGAUACUGAUUCUAUUGUUCGUGUUCCAGAAAUUAAUGGUGUAUAUUGGUCACUUUAACAUUUCAAUUCCACGGUGACUUCUGAAAUUCAUUUUAUUUAAAAUGAGAACACGUAAACCUUUUAUAAAUAGGAUAUUUUAUUAUGUAAUUGUGCCUUUCUAUUUUGCUAAAGACAAAAUAAUCAGAGAUCUAUAUUUUUGUAUUGAAAUUCUCAGAUGCUGUCUAACAUUUGAAUAUGAUUAUUUUCAUUUUUUUAAAUCUGGAAUACCUAUGCUUAUUCCUUCCUUCUGGAAGUGGCAACCAUUCAUUUAUAUGAUACUUUAGCCUGAGGAAGGUUUAUUGCAGAAUUCAUUUGCUUGAUCUUGUGAGCACAAUAACUAUCAUAUUUUGGUUUCAUAAUAAGGACAAGGUUUUCUUAUAUGGGUAAAUUAAAAUUUAUCCAAUUUUAUUUUCAUGCAUUGAAAAUAUUUCCCACUUUUGAUGAAAGUAAUCAUUCCAUACCCUUUGAAGAUCCUGUUGUUCUGUUUCUCUGUACCAUUUUCUUCUUUGACCUCAGUCUUAGGUGUCCUUAAUAUCUUUUCACUGCAAUGUGUAUAAUGAUUCGAGAUCUCAUUUAUUGUCAUAAUUUGUAUGUGCAGCAAUACGUAUGAAUAGCUGUUGUUGAUCACAUUGACAAUAGUAUGGACACCGCAAAAAAAAAAAAGGUAUCGAGAAAUAGCAGUUGUUUAUGAAACAAAAGGAAGUCAAGCUCUUACUUUGUGAAAAUAUCCUAAUUUCUAAGUAAAAAAAUAAGGGAUGUCCAAGUAGCCAUUGAUACUUGUGACCUCAGGUUUAACUAUUGGGGGUAUGCAACUAAUAAUGCAAAGAUGGAGAGGGUGUGUGAAUGGAUUGGCGACUUUAAUUUCUUAUCAAUUCAAUGGUUUUACCAAGUUUUUUCAGUUCAUAGUUCUUCAGGGUAAGGAUUUUAAGUAAUACAUAUCUCCAGUGAUCAGUGCUUCAAGGAUGUUCUCGACUUAAUGACCACAAUUGAACCAGAACUUCUAUUGCUAAAUGAUGCAGUAUUGAGUUUUGCCUGAUUUUUGACAUUUUGGCCUCCGUUGUUAAAUGGAUCACCAUAGUUGCUAAGCAAAAUCUGGUUCUCUUAUUGAUUUUGCUUAUUAUAAGUCCCCUGGGGGGCUUAUAAUUGCAAUUGUGUAAGCCUGUAUCCAUUGUAAGUACAUAUUACUUGCCAAGUGCCCGAAUUUUAAUCAUGAUCAUAGGGACAUUGCAAGGAAAGUGCAAUGAACUUUUUUCAGUGUUCUCGUAAUUUUGCAUGGUCAUUAAACAAUGACAUUAAACUAGUAGUUAUAAGUCAAGGACUGCCUGUGGUCCUUGAUUUAUGACUGGUUGCUUAGUGACCAUUCAAAGUUACCACAGAACUUCCAAAAACUAAUCAUUUUGAUUUCAAAGUUAUCAUAGAUACAAACCACCAUCACCACCUUCCUCCACUGCCACAGUCCCAUGAUUGCACUUUGGACACUUGGCAAUGCACUCACCUUUAUUGUUUUUGCUCCUAUUUUCAACAUUUUUGUCAGUUUCUGGUGUUCGCUUCUGAUUUCCAGCAAAAGACGCCCAUUGUCAGGCAGAAAAGAUUGAGACCACACAUAAAGUUCCAGUUAAACUGAUUACUAGUCAUGCCUGUGCACAGGAAGGUACUCAACUAACGGUUAGCACUACCUUGGCUUUAGGUAGGGGGGAAUGAAAUUCAAGAAGGGUUGGAUUUAGUCCAUUUGUGACUAUGUAGAGACUCUAGGCUGAUUCCUCUUUUGACUCUGUCCCCCAGGUUCUUUCACUCCUUCCCCUACACCCAUUGGGUAAAAUAGAUUUUCUUAACGAUCAUGGCAUUCACUUAGCUGCCACAAAAAAAGUCAUAAAAUUAGGUCCAGUCAGGUGAUCACCUAUUUAAUGACUGCAACAAUUUAGGACUGUAAUUUUUGGCUCAAUUAUGGUCAUAAGUCGAGCACUCUUCCAUAUCAGAGAUGGAGUUUAUGGGACCUGAGAAUAUAACAUCAACGGCUUCCUGCUUGACCAUGAUAGUUCAAGUGUCUCAAUCAUGGCAUCUUACUCAGGUCUUCCAAAAGAUUUUUAACAUUUUCCUAGUUUAAAAAGUAGCUUUCCAAUGUGCCUAGCACAACUCCUUUUUACCUACUUGAUUUUAAUUUAAGAGGCUUUAUUUGUUUAUCACGGGGGGGGGGGGGGGGAUAGUUUACAUUCAGAUUUUAUACCUGGCUCCCAUCUCUUCACCAUUACACAGCUUACAUUCAGUAGCAAAAUGGCCAAUUUUCAGCAUCACUUGCUGAAACUAGUGAAAGUAUAAACAGAAGGUAUCUGGGAGAUAGCCUUCUCCAUUUCAUCUCCUGACAUGUUUGCAAAUGAUCUGAAAUUUGACCCUUUGCUCUCAAGUUUCAUUAGAGGAGAAUUUGAAAAGUUUCCAAUGAGAGGAAAAGAAUUGUUCGCCCCCUCAUAGGCUUCUACACUUCUCAAAGAGGCCAAAUUUGAGUUGCAUCCUUCUCUCGCUGCCCCUAAGGCAAAAUAAACCUUCUAUUCUUUUGAUUUUCAUGAAGUUACUUCAGAAAGGCAA